Messenger RNA from Pneumocystis murina B123, 1084 nucleotides. RefSeq lists its product as hypothetical. Gene Ontology annotation, biological process: mitochondrial respiratory chain complex I assembly. Gene Ontology annotation, cellular component: mitochondrion. The record is from RefSeq and is a predicted model, not a curated record. Bases 14 to 1084 code for a protein of 356 amino acids. Lineage: Eukaryota; Fungi; Ascomycota; Pneumocystomycetes; Pneumocystales; Pneumocystaceae. The transcript is spliced from 4 exons.
GAUGUGAUAAAGGAUGUUUGGAUUUAGUGCUUUUAAGAAAAACUCAAUGUUCUUUUUUAGUCCUUGUUUUCAUUUGCAUAAAAAAAAUCACUAUUUUAGAUUUUCACUAAAUCAAAUCUGUAGACUUAAAAUAUGUUUGAGAAACUAUUUACCUUUUACUGUGAAAAGCUCUAAAAAGUUUCUUGUUUUUGACCAAAAUGCUAAAAAGAAGCAAAGAUUGCGUGCUGCUUUUGAUAAAAUUGAAGCUAAGAAAGCUGAUUAUCUUAAAAAAGAAGUUGCAAAACGUUUAGUAGAAAGACUCAUGUUUAUUAAAAAAAAAACUAAAGUUAUUUUUGAUUUUGGAUCUGGAGCAGGAUAUAUUGCUUCAUGUCUUUCUCAAGAAAAAAAUAAAGAUCAAUUUUUAGGAAAAAUAGAGCGUUUAAUUAUGGCAGAUGUUUCAGAAGAUGUUUUUGAUGAUGAUAAUUUAUCUAAUAUUUGUGAUUUCAUAGUAGAAAAAGUUUAUAUAAAUAAUGAAAUUCCUUCAUUUUCUGAAAAUAGUAUGGAUAUUGUUAUAACUAACUUAUAUAUACAUUGGAUCAAUGAUCUUCUUGGUCUUCUUAAACAGAUAAAAUAUAUAUUAGUUCCAGAUGGUGUUUUCUUGGGAUCAAUGUUUGGUGGAGAUACUUUAUUUGAAUUAAGGACGUCUCUUCAAUUUGCAGAACAAGAAAGAAAAGGUGGUAUUGGUGCAAGAGUAUCCCCAAUGGCAGAUAUUCAAGAUAUUGGUAGUUUAUUGAGUAAAGUUGGAUUUAAAUUAAUUACAAUCGAUGUUGAAGAUAUUAUUGUAGAUUAUCCAGAUAUAUUUUCUCUUAUGAAGGAUUUACAGAAAAUGGGUGAGAAUAAUGCCAUAAUAACCCGUCCUCAUAUUAUUUCUCGAGAUGUUUUGUUUGCUGCCGAAGCAAUAUAUAGAGAAUUUUAUGGAAAUGAAAAUGGAACACUUCCUUGUACUUUUCGUGUAAUUUAUAUGAUUGCAUGGAAACCAUCACCUAAUCAAUCUUUGCCAUUAGAAAGGGGUACUGGAAAAAUAAAUCUUAAAGAUCUACUUUAA